AUGGCUUCUUUCCCAGAUAAUAGAAGAUUCGGCGUAACGGAUAUACGUGUGGUAACAGAUGCACACAAUGAUAUUUUCAAGACUCUCGAUAUGUAUUCUCCAUCUACAAGUGGAGAAUCCAAAGAUAUGGAGAUAAAUGCAGUCGGAAACUCACCAAUUACUCCAUUGACGGAUACAUCAUUUUCUCCACCUACAGGUCAUUGGGAUAUUGGAGAUAUUGUUCGAUAUGGAGAUAAGAAAUGGAUGAUGUUGGGAAGUGAUAAUGAAUGGCAUGAACAUGAAGGUGCAGACGAAUACUCAUCAGAGUAUCCUGGAUCUGAGAAAGUAGAGUUCUUUAGAGAGCAAGAGGAUUGGUCUGGAUACGGAGAGAAAAUGGUAGUUAGCACAAACUGGUAUGCAUAUCGUCGUUGGGAAGAGUCGGCACUAGAUGCGACAUUUGAGAAAUACAAGCUUGACGGUAAAGAUGAAGCAAAACUCAGGAAACUUAUAAAAAACAUGAUGAAAGGAAAAGUAAAGCCAACGAAUGUGGCUUGUUUUGCAUUAGGAUCUCUUCAUAGCUCUGUUAAUGAACCCAAAAGAUCUCUCCAGCAAUUUGCGGUGCUUCUUAAAUUCAUGGAGAUCUUAGACAUUUCACCAAACGCUAGGAACUUAAUGCAAGAUCCAGAGUUCUGCCCUCGAGAUGCAAGAUUCUUUGCAAAGUAUGGCUUUGAAACUGUACUGGAUCCCGAAGGAUUUGAUUCUAUUAAUGAAGAGACAUUAGUGGUUCAUAUCGGCGGCUACGACUUUAUAGAUCGACGAGCCGUGGAAAGUCAUUGGCCUGCGGCUCAUAUCAACAUGGGGUUCCCAUUUUUUACCCGAGGGCACAUUUUGCAAAAUAAGAGCAAAUUUGAGAAAAAAAUCUGGAAAUGGUUGUUUGGUACAAGACGAGAUUCAUUCAAGAGUCUCUUUAGGAAAGAAGAUGUUAAAGCCUGGUGGGAGUACAGAAUGGAACGUGCUUUGAUGACUAGAUCCUAUAGCUGGAGAGAUAUCCCUGAAGUUGGUAUAUGUGAUGGUAUGGCGAUGACACAGUUCUUUUGGAGAAGAGCAGUGGUUGGAGAAAGAUGCGAUUUUGUUGAAGCUGCGGGAGUAAUAGCAAACGCCAGCUUGCACUUGUUCACAGACGUGGUACCUAUGGCCAAACUCCUUCAUGAUCGGUCAAAGAGGUCAAAUCGGGAUGACGAUGAUGAUUGA
Messenger RNA from Botrytis deweyae, 1230 nucleotides. RefSeq lists its product as uncharacterized. The transcript is spliced from 3 exons. Lineage: Eukaryota; Fungi; Ascomycota; Leotiomycetes; Helotiales; Sclerotiniaceae. Bases 1 to 1230 code for a protein of 409 amino acids. The record is from RefSeq and is a predicted model, not a curated record.